Catharus ustulatus (Swainson's thrush) is the source of this 1116-nucleotide messenger RNA. RefSeq names its product methyltransferase 21C, AARS1 lysine (gene METTL21C). Lineage: Eukaryota; Metazoa; Chordata; Aves; Passeriformes; Turdidae. Gene Ontology annotation, cellular component: cytoplasm; cytosol. The transcript is spliced from 7 exons. The coding region runs from base 1 to 1116 and encodes 371 amino acids. The record is from RefSeq and is a predicted model, not a curated record. Gene Ontology annotation, molecular function: protein-lysine N-methyltransferase activity. Gene Ontology annotation, biological process: peptidyl-lysine methylation.
AUGACCUGCACUGAAGAUGAUGAGGAAGUUCUUUUUUCCUUAGGACUGGCACUUGCCCGUACUGUCUGUGACUCAGGGCAGGGAGUGUACCCAGAGCUUCCCCAGCCAGACGCUCAGCAGGGCAAGGAAGACCUGACCUUUUCCUGCUCCGCUGACGUAAGGCGAACACGGGGAGCUGCAAAACUGCAUCGUCUGCUAAAACGGAACAAGAGUCUGGAGGAGCCGAAAAAGGUCAGCUCUGUGAUCCAGCAGAAUCCAGCUCCCUGUUUCGUGUGGAGUGACGGUCACUGCUGGCUUGUGGUGUUUGGCUCUUUUGCCAUGAUCUCUGCACAGCAGCCACCAUUCCCCAACAAAAUUCAAAGAAAAAUGGACUGCCAAUCUGAGGAAGAAGAAACCUGUGAAGAGCAGUAUGACUCUGAAAACUGCACUUGCAGCUCUGAGCACACAGAGUCUGACACAGGCUCACCAGUAACUCUUAAAAUACUGCAGAACUGGGUUCCUAGAGUUUCACACUACUUUGAUAAGGAGCACUAUACAUACGUUGGCCACCAGAUUGUCAUUCAGGAGUCCAUAGAACACUUUGGAGCUGUGGUAUGGCCAGGGGCACUGGCUUUAUCUCAAUAUCUGGAAUCAAAUCAAGAACAAUUCAACCUCAAAGACAAAAAAGUUUUGGAAAUUGGUGCUGGAACAGGCUUGCUUUCCAUUGUGGCCUGUAUCUUAGGAGCUUAUGUUACAGCUACUGAUUUGCCUGAAGUUCUUGAAAAUCUCUCAUACAAUAUUUCAAGAAAUACACAGAACUUGAAUAUGCACAAACCUGAAGUGAGAAAACUGGUAUGGGGAGAAGGCCUCAAUGAAGACUUUCCUGUAUCAACUUACCAUUAUGAUUUCAUACUGGCAACUGAUGUUGUGUACCAUCAUGGAGCUCUGGACCCCCUGCUAGCAACAAUGGUGCACUUUUGUAAACCAGGAACAGUAUUACUAUGGGCAAAUAAAUUCAGGUUCAGUACAGACUAUGAAUUUUUAGAAAAAGUUUGCAAUAUAUUUAACACAACCGUUCUAGCAGAAUUUCCAGAAUCAAAUGUCAAGCUGCUUAAAGCCACAGUAAGAAAGAAUUAA